UGCAAUACUUGGGCAAGUCCUUGUCUUCUUCAAACGUUUCGGAGGAAAGACGCAUUGCUUGAAACACACUGUCCGAUUAUCUUUUUGCAGUAGUGUAUGUCGAUGAGUGCUUUAAAGCAAGCCUGCCCAAACGUACUAUAGAAUGUUGAUAUAUAAUAAAGGAGGUAUCAGUGGUCCACGGAUACAGUUGUUCAUAUUCAUCCUUCUCUCACUUCUUCAUGGAGUCAUAUCUGAAACCAGUAGGGCACUGGAUAUAAUGACCAAAUAUCCACUAAUUGAUGGACACAAUGACUUGGCUUUGCGUCUGAGGAUAUAUUAUAACAACAAACUGAGACUGCUUGAUUCACACAACAUUUCUCGUGUAGCUACAGAUAUCAGUCGCCUCACUAUUGGUCAUGUAGGAGGACAGGUCUUUGCAGCAUACGUGUUGUGUACAGCUCAAGACAAGGAUGCUGUCAGACUGACCUUGGAACAGAUUGAUGUUAUUCGUCGUCUGUGUACUGAAAACCCAGAACUGGAACUGGUUACCACAGCUGAAGGAAUGAUGAGCAGUAGAAAAAUUGCCUGUCUAAUCAGUGUGGAGGGAGGUCACACCAUCGACAGCAGUUUACCAGCACUACGCAUGUUUUACCAGCUUGGAGUAAGAUCCAUGGCCCUUACACACACUUGCAACACACCAUGGGCUGAGAGCUCAUCUAAACUGUACCAAUAUUACCAGCGGAAGAACAAUAGCCUGACAGAAUUUGGUAAGGCUGUGGUUUCUGAAAUGAACAGGUUAGGAAUGCUGGUUGAUCUGUCACAUAGUUCCUGGGAAACAGCCAGAGCAGUAUUGAAGCAUUCUGCAGCCCCAGUUAUUUUCAGCCACUCCUCAGCUUAUGCUGUGUGUAACAACAUUCGCAAUGUACCUGACGACCUGCUGUUGCUGCUGAAAAGAAAUGGCGGGCUUGUCAUGGUGAACUUCUACAGCAAUUUUGUAGCAUGUUCAAAUGAGGCUAAUGUCUCUGUGGUGGCUGAUCAUUUUGACCAUAUAAAGCGGGUAAUUGGAGCUGAAAGCAUUGGGAUUGGUGCAGACUUUGAUGGUGCCCUUGGAUUUCCUAGAGACCUGGAUGAUGUCUCUAAAUAUCCAGCUAUUAUUAGCGAGCUGAUAUCAAGGAACUGGACAGAGGAAGAGUUGGCCGGAGUUUUACGACUGAACUUCCUUAGAGUGUUUCAAAAGGUUGAGAAGGUACGUGAUGAUAUGAUUAACACUCCACCAAGUGAAGAAGAAAUCCCAUUUCUGGAGGCAAACAACAGCUGUCGUGUGAUACUGGCCCCUCCAGUCAGGACCGAGAAUAGCUAUCGAAACACAAAAUCUCCUUUGCUACCUGUGAGCGCUUUAGCCUGGUUUAUUCCACUUUUUGUGCAGUUAUUUUUAUAUUAAAUCAAUACACCAUCCAGGAAUACAGGUAUUUAAGUACAAGCAGACUAGAAUAAUGUUUCAUUAAAGUGUGUCAUUCCAUGACUAACCAGUUUUCAAACAGAUCUCAGUUCUCAGAAACUCUUAUCUUUAGACAGAUCUCAAAAACUCCUACCACAUCUUCUGCCUCAUCAUCUGUCUUUCACGUUUAAGACAGGUACAACCCCAUUCACACAGACCUUUGGUCCCAGAAAAUACCUGUAAAAUUGCCAGACAAGCGUCUGUGUGAACACAAACUCGUCCCGUUAAUCUUCUGGGAUCGUUGCCGGAAAUACCAAAUACACGCUCCCCUCUAUGCUUUAACCUAACGUGGGGGACCACCAACAAAGCCUAGGCACAAGAUCAAAGGCUUUAAGGUGAAGUGUACAAAUAAACCAGAGCUCUGUUAUGAAGGGAUUUAUACACAAAGAGGAGAAUUUUUAAAUCUAUUCUCUGACAAAUUGUCUAGCAGUGUAGGAAUCUGAGAAUUGGAGUGAUGUUCAUAUUUGUGACACUUUAAAAGACGUCUGGUUGCUGCGUUCUUUGGUUUCUUUGCAAAAUAAUGUUUAGUUAAAAGUCUGCCGUAAAGAAAAUGUAAUAGCAAAGAACUUCUCAGGUUUGCAAAUUGACCAAUUUGUGGUUUCAGUGUAUUAGCAUGCAUGUUAAUCAAUU
Messenger RNA from Paramisgurnus dabryanus, 2107 nucleotides. It is a transcript of the gene dpep2, whose product is annotated as dipeptidase 2. The record is from RefSeq and is a predicted model, not a curated record. Lineage: Eukaryota; Metazoa; Chordata; Actinopteri; Cypriniformes; Cobitidae. Gene Ontology annotation, biological process: proteolysis. Gene Ontology annotation, molecular function: metallodipeptidase activity.